CACACACAGGCGCUGCUCUCACCCGGACUGUAUUGUUUUUUACCUGACACGGAUAUUCGGACCCUUCUCCACUCAUGAGUCGGGUUUCUCUGCCCGAGCUUCUGCUCCUGCUCCUGUUUAUGGUCCAGGUUGUUGUUGUGGUCAGAGCCAGUCCUGGAGACAGACUGGUGAGAAAAAGAAGAGAAUGGAUCGUUCCUCCAAAAGCUCUGAAGGAAAAUGUAGACUACACAGGUCAGACCUCAAUCGCCAGGAUUCGAUCCGAUUUUGAAAGCGGGGCAAUUAUUCGUUAUUCCCUGGAAGGAGAGGGUGCAAACAAAUAUCCCUUCAAUGUGUUCAUCGUCGACCCAAUCACUGGAUACAUCCGUGUGACCCAAAAGCUUGACAGGGAGUUAAUUGACACUUACAAUCUGUCGGGUGUUGCUACAUAUAGUGAUGGCAAACAUGCAGAGAAAAAAAUUGGCAUACGGAUCAAGGUUGUGGACGAGAAUGACAAUCCUCCAGUGUUUGGACCGGUCCAGAAGGCGGAGGUGUCCGAGAACAGUCCUCCAGGGACUUCAGUUAUGAAAAUGUCAGCAACUGAUGCUGAUGAACCUGGGAACGUGAACUCUAAAAUUGCCUACAGCAUCAUAAAUCAGAGUCCACCCGGUGACAUGUUCUCCAUUGCCCCUGAUGGGACAGUCUAUGUCAAACAACCUUUCCUGGACAGGGAGAAAGACGACCGCUACACUUUGACCGUGAAAGCUCAAGACCUAAAUGGUGCACCAGGCGGACACAGUGCCACCAGUACUGCGACCAUAAUGAUCCAGGAUGUGAAUGACAACUUCCCAACUCUGGAAAAAGAGACGUAUUCGGGCAGUAUUGAGGAGAACGCUGAGGGUGUGGAGGUGAUGAGAAUCAAAGCAGAGGACCUGGACGUGGAGAACACAGACAACUGGGAAGCGGUGUAUGAAAUUACCCAAGGGAACGAGGCUGGGUAUUUUAGCAUUCAAAGAGACCCACUCACCAAUGAGGGCAUCCUCAUGCUCAACAAGGCUGUAAAUUAUGAGGAUGUGAAGGACCUUCAACUGGGACUAAUCGUGAAAAACAAGGCUUCAAUGUUUUUUGGAUCGGGAGGAAGUUUUGGAGGUGGAGCAGGUGGAGGUGGUGGAGGAGGAGGAGGAGGAGGUGGAGGAGGAGGAGGAGGAGGAGGAGGAGGUGGUGCUGCUGGAGGAGGAUUUGGUGGAGGAGGUGGUGGAUCAUCAAGCUUCAGAUAUAAAACAUAUCCCAUCAAAAUCAACGUGAAGAAUAUGCCUGAAGGGCCAAGUUUCAGCCCCAAGAUCAAAGCCAUUCCAAUGUCAGAGGGAGGCAAAUUCAACAUGCAAGAAGUCAUUACCCGUUAUUAUGCAAUAGACCAAGACACUGGGAAACCAGCUGAGAAUGUCAGGUAUGCAAAGGGCUUAGACCCUGAUAACUGGUUCACCAUCGACCCAAAGACAGCUGAAAUCAAAAUGAACAAGAUGCCUGACCGAGAAUCUCCUUUCCUGGUCAAUGGGACAUAUCUUGCCAAAGUCCUGUGCAUCUCUGAAGACAUGCCCUCUAAAACAGCCACUGGCACUGUGGCAAUUCAGGUGGAAGACUUUAAUGACCACUGCCCCACCCUGACCAGUGAUGUAGAGACCAUGUGCACCACAGCCACUGGUGUCACUGUGGUUGCUAAAGAUGAGGAUGUAGCCCCGAAUGGACCUCCUUUUGACUUCACCAUUGUCCAUGAAGACACUGUGGGAAAGUGGAGGGUGGAGUAUCACAAUGAUACUGCAGCUAUCCUCAGGGCCCAGGAGACCUUGUGGCCUGACAUAUAUGAAGUGACAGUUUUGGUGAAGGACCAGCAGGGUGUGGCCUGUCCAGAGCCACAGAAAGUAAAGGUCCGUGUUUGUACAUGUGAGGAUGGAGUGGUGUGUGGAAAAAAAGGCUCCACUGGUCAGCCAACCAAGACGUCAGAGUUGGGGCCUGCAGGCAUCGGACUGCUGUUCUUGGGCCUGCUGCUGUUAGCGCUAAUCCCUCUACUGCUGCUCUUCUGUCAAUGCGGGAAGGCUGCGGGUGUGGCAGGGGGCUUUACUGAGAUGCCUUUCGAUACCAAAUCACACCUCAUUAAUUACCGCACUGAGGGCCAAGGAGAAAACACGGAGGUUCCACUGCUGACCAUGCCAACACAAGUAGAUGCUGGUGAUUUUAACAUACACAGAAAUUCGAUAAAUGCAAAUAUGGCAGGAAUGGAUUUUGUGAAAUCAGUCACUUCAAUGGAUGGGAUGAACGGCGGCGUCUAUGAAGAUGACGUGGCACGUCAUCUCAGAGAAGAAGGAUGGGGGACAAUGAACCAGCAGAUGAGAGGUAGUGGUGGUGGUGGUGGUGGCUUCUACUCUGAGUACGAAAGCAGGGAAUCUGCAAGAGGAGGGAUGUUUGACGGAAUGGCUCUGCCACACCACUUCCUUGGACAAUACUACACUCAGAGAUUGGCCAGUGGAACUGAGAACCUUGCAGUGAAGGACAAUCUGUUGGUUUAUGACUAUGAGGGCCAGGGUUCGAUUGCCGGCUCAGUGGGCUGCUGUAGCCUUCUGGAGUCUGACAAUGACCUGCAAUUCCUUGAUGACCUUGGACCAAAGUUUAAGACCCUGGCUGAGGUGUGCCACAACAAGAAAAUCCCCUCCGAAGUCAAGAAGCAUGAAUUCACUCCUCCUCCUCCUCUGCCGAGUGUCUCCAUCAACACUCAUACCUCAGUUUCAAGUUUGAUGGAUCCCCCACAACUACCACCUCCAACCCAGGUGCAGCCAACCGUCACCAAAACAGACCACAUGGUGAUCAAGGAGUCAAAUCGACAUUCUCAGGUGGUGAGGGAGAACGUGGCCACACAGAGAGGGGGAAUGGCGAAUCAAGGCCAGGUGCUCUUGCUACAGCAGCAGCCGCAGCAGCAGCAGCCUGUGUAUUACACCACCGCCCCAAUGAUGCAGCCGAUGCACUACGUUGUCCAGCCACAAGUUCAGAACACCAUGCUGCUGGCUGAGGCACCAUCCACCAACCUGCAGGGCAUGGUAAUGGUUAAUGGCACCCAGACUCUACCCACCCAAGGCAUGGUCAUUCAGGGGCAGACACUGAUGUCGGGUGGACAAUACCCAGGCCCCGGCAUGGUGAUGGUGCAGAGUGGCGGGAUCCAGGGGGGAGGAACCAACCUGAUUCAUGCUGGAAACCUCGCUGGUUCCCAGACCAUGAUGGUUGUGGAGGAAAAGGUCCCUGUAGGGUCAGUGAAAGUGCUGAAGGAGGGCCAGACCCAUCUCGUGCAGGGGGGAACUCUCAAGGGACAAAUGGGUGCAGGAUCGCAGAGAGUCUUGGUGGUCGGAGGAUCAUCAAUGAGCGGCGGACAACUGGUCCAGGAAGAAGGAGGUCUUGGAAGUCUCUCCAAGAGGAGUGAUUUAUCUGGCUCUCAGAGACUCCUCUACAGCAAGGGUAGCACAACCACAGGCUCCAACAGCAAUCUGGUGGGUUCCUCAUCCACCAUGAUGAGUGCGACGCCCUCUGUCCGCAAAGUGGUGGUGCAGGAGACCAGAGAAAUUCGCUGAAGUGCGAUGUGAGGAAAGACUUUCUGCCAUGACAGCGUUUCGAGAAUUUUACUGAGCAGCACUCUGCGUGUGUAUAUCAACUUCUUAAUGGUGGUGGAUGUGUUACAGCAGCUUGAUAAGGAUUACAGUCACAUAUGCCUGCAUGCUAAAGUUACAGCUUCAGCUGCAGUUUCACUGAAACAACUUUGUUAGAUUUAAAGUCAGGCAUAAAGCUUAUGUUCACUUUUAUCACACACUAUUAACACAAAGCAAACCGUAAUGUUUUUGUAGAUAAUGCUUUGAGGUCAAUGUUCUCAUUUAUUCUGAUAAACUGAUCUAGUUAUACUAUAUUGGCAGACGAAGUUUAAUGUUCCCAGUAUGUUGUUUAUAGUAAAUGCACUGAUAUUCCCAUCAGCCAAAGCUGCACUUUGUGUUUACUGCUAAGUUAUAAUUGUAAUCAAGUUAAACACACUCAUGCUGCAUUUUAGUAUUGUCAUUGUGAGUAUGUGUCUAAAGAAGCUGUUCAGACCUGGUAUAAACAUGAUACCACAUCUCCAUAUAAUGUCUCAGAUCUCACUUAACACAUAUUUUCUUGGUAAAAAUGUGUCUUCAUAUACUGAUGAUACAACGAUGUGACCGCGUAUGAAUUAAGGUAUAGAAAGCUUAGAAAAUAUUUCAGUUCACUCAGGUUUACACACACGCUGUUGGGAGAACUUCCAAUGGGGUCUGAGUGACUGGAUUUCAGACAUGGCCACAAUGCAUCUCAGGUGCACUACUAUACUUUUACAAGUGUAGAGCUUAACUACAGCCUCACUGUUAGCUGCCAGAAGGGCACAAACACUUACUUUCUACCUUCUAUUGUAUUUAAAGCACAUUCUAUUACCAAAAGCUAAUUAAAACACAAAUAACUUGAUUAAACAGGACGUUUAAGAGAAAAGUUUAAUAAACUAUUGCCCUGGUUUUCUGUAUUUUCUCGAUGCACAGUUUUGAAUGAGUUGCAGCUAAGCAGUAUAGAGUGGUGUUUUUUUAAUGUGUGAGAAUGCAAGUGCUGGUCUGUGUCUUAAAAUAUUGUCAUGAAAGGUAGGUUGUGACUCUUGUGAUGCAAUAAAAAGUCAGCUAUGAAAGCAAAAUGGCUUUAAAAUUCAA
Messenger RNA from Solea senegalensis (Senegalese sole), 4715 nucleotides. RefSeq names its product desmoglein 2, tandem duplicate 1 (gene dsg2.1). Gene Ontology annotation, cellular component: plasma membrane; desmosome. NCBI's taxonomy places the organism in Eukaryota, Metazoa, Chordata, Actinopteri, Pleuronectiformes, Soleidae. The record is from RefSeq and is a predicted model, not a curated record. The coding region runs from base 75 to 3590 and encodes 1171 amino acids. The transcript is spliced from 14 exons. Gene Ontology annotation, molecular function: calcium ion binding. Gene Ontology annotation, biological process: homophilic cell-cell adhesion.